AUAUGGAAAUAUAGUGAAUGCGACGAUUGGAUUUACAGCUUUCCAUUUUUCACAUCGUAUGAUGCUAUCAAGAAAUGGCAGGAUCAAGUCUAUACGUUGGUAACCAAAAAUGAAUCACUUCCGCCUGUCACCAGUCCCUUGAAAAUCUUGCGAUGAUGAAAAAGCUACUGAAAUUAGAGUUAGAGCUUUCGGACGGGGAUAAACCUACAGACUGGCUACAACACAAAAAUUUGGACAGCGCAAUGGUUCUACCACUUUUUGGGUGGACUUUUUUCGAAAUCGAAGGUCGAUCAGCUUUGAAAUGUGAACUAUGUUUUCGGGCGCUGGGCUUGUGGGGAUACAACAGUGAUGGUGUAUCACUUUCAAAUGGCUAUGCAAGCUCUUUACCUCUCGACUCGAUUGAUGCUGAAAAGGAACAUCGUCAUUAUUGUCCUUACAUCAAUCGAAAACAAGCUCAGAUCACAACAUCAGCAACAUCUCGACACAGCACGAAGGAUUCAGGACAAGCAAUAUGCGGCUGGGAGUUCAUGCUGGACAUGGCUACCAUUGAGAGCAAGCACCUGGAAGAGAUGUAUGACUUGUCUCCAAAAGCGGAACAACAACGAUCUCGAUUACGCCAAGAAGCACAGGAUCUCAUGAAGGCAGCUAAAUCAAGAUUAUCACAGGUUCUAAGUGGUAGUUGGAUGAAGCAAAGCAUAUCAACACCAGAAGUUGAAGUCCCCACAGAGCAUAUUGAGGGUGUGCGAUCUCCUUUAUCUCCGACGCAACUCUCCCCACUCAAAGAAGGCGAGCAACCUUUGCCAUCCAUAAUCAUUAGUCAUGAAGAAAUACAGCAUUUAUCGCCAGCUGCAGAUAUGUUAGAUCGGACCAUUGAUGAAGGUGAAAGCGUCAAUGUGGAUGUCACAAUUAGCGAGGAUACAGCAGAAGACGUUGAUGCAUUUGGUAAUGUUAGCGAACAGGUAGUAGAGAUACCUGAAGAAGCUGCAACGGAAGUGGAAGUGCCACUCGAAGAAAUCAACACGUUGGACAAUUUGAUUAGUCACAAGCCGCAAAUUAUAGCGGCUAUCAAAGAUCUCAACAGACUUGCUAGCCCUGGAAGUUCCUUAGACGUCAACUUGUCUACUGCUUCUUCACCAAACACAAAUGAAGCAGGACAAGAAUUACGAGUUGAUCAACUGGAAGAUGAAGAGAAAGCAAUGGAGUCAGAGACGUAUCAAAAUGGUGAAGAAGAAGAAGCAAAUGAUGAUCAUCACGAUGCAGCAGUGCCACCUGCUUCAAAUGUGGAAGAAAUGACUGACGCCUUGGCAGGACAUGUUGAAACAACACCUGAAAUCGUGUCGGCGACAGCGACUCCACCUGAAAUACUUGAAGCUGAGGUGACUUUCGACGAUGGAACUGUUACCGAACAAAGGGAUGAUACUGUAAAUACCACCAUCAGCAUUGAAGAAGGAGCUGUUGAGGAUGAAGAUGUCGUCGUCGAAGACGUAGAAGACAUUCUCUCUGUGCAAGAUAGUGCUAUAGAAGAUAUCGACAGCAAUCUCAAAGAAAGCGAAGAGCCUUUGGAAGACCAGGUAGACGAUGCCAGUCAACUUGAUCAAAAUGCGGCACAAGAACUACAAUUGGAAUACGAUGAGCAUGGCUUGGGAGAGCAAGAGCAAGCCGAACAAGAAAGUACAGCGACCGAAAUUGAAGUCAGCUCUGAUACCGAAUCAAACGAAAUUGAAAUCCAUCAAGCAGAGAAUGAUGAUGUCCAAGGUGCCAUCGACUCGGAGUUUAGUGCUGAUACUCAAAAAGCGGAUGCAGCAGCUACUGAAGUAGAAGCAGCAGACGAUUAUAACUUUGAAGAAGCUGAUGAAGAGGGUUCAGCCGACCUGCCAUCUCCUGCAGUAGACGAACUUCGAGGUGAUGACAUAGCUGAUGAGCACACUACUAUAGCCGAAGAAGAAGAACAAGCAGAAGAAGAUCGCAUUAUGGACGAGGUUGAAGAACUUGAAGAUACUCAUACUGAUCAACAAGAUGAUCAGAUUCACCUAGAGGGUGAAACCGUCCUUGACGAAGACAGUCUUGUUGAAGGGGAACCAGAUAUUAUUGUCGAACGAGCUGAUACGACAAUGCAUGAAGACAAUGGAUAUAAUGAAGAAAAAAAGACCUUAGCAAUAGAGGAGGUUAACUCACCAAUCUCACCUUUGCCCUACGAAGAGGACGAAGAAGAAGAUGAGGGCGUCCCACUUGACGAUGGCAUGAAGGAAGACAAUGACCAGGCCGUCAAUAUGGCACCAGCGACGAUUUCUGACAUGGAACAGGUUGCAGAUGAUGGAAAUGUGCAGGCCGAGAACGAGGUUGACGACAAUUUAGUUGAAGAAGGCACAACAUCUGAUCAAUUAGAACACGACUUUGCAACCUACAUCGAGGAAGAGCCUCAAGCAAAUGAAGAGCAACCAAUCACAUCCAAUGAACAAGAAGUGGCAGAUGAACUUCAAGCAUCUCUGGAAGCAAGUAUACAAGAUGACGAGGCCGAAGAUGAUGUUGUAGAUAACUCUGACGAGCAUGUACUUUUGGAUGAAUCUGUUGUCACAACCAUGCCUGAAGAUCAAGAAACUACAGAAGAGCAAAUCGAUCUUGAGGCAUUGCCUGCAGAGGGUGAUUAUGCCGUCGACAUUAACGAGAACUCAGGAGUUGACAUCCCAUCCGCACCAGAAGGGAAAGUAACGACAAUCGAGUCGCCAAAUGAAACAGAAAUUGAACAUCAGCAUGAGGUAUACGAGGCAGAUGCAGAAGAGGACGUCGAUAUCCAACAGCCACAACACGAAGAAGUUCAAGACUAUCAUUCCGAUGAAAUUGAAGAUGUUAGUAGCCCACAAAUUUCUACUUCUCAAGAGGAUGAUGCACACGAGAGUAUGGACGAUACCAAGGCUUUAGAUGUGUCCACAGACGACGCAGCAAUUUCGGAUCAAGCAGCGCUUCAAGAAAUUGGAGAGCUAAAUGCUGAGAUAGCAGCUGCAGAGAAUGACAUGUCGUUGCCAUCAAGUGAUGAACCCUCAGCAAAAUCUAAUGGCACACCCAAGAACGAAAAUACAGAAGCAACAGAGCCCUUCAUAAUGAUAGAGGAAGAUGAUGGCCAACAACCGAUUGAAGAAGAGGAUUAUGAAGUGAUAUCUACGGAUGAUUUACCAGUUUUACAUACAGAAGAAUCAGCUGAAUCUCACCAUGCAGAAGAACCUAAAGUCAGCCUUGAAAUUGAGGGAAAUGCAAUAGUGGAGCUUCCUGAUUCACCAACGACAGCUGAAGCACAGCAAGAUAUCGCACCUCAACCUUUAGAUCCAGCAGGUAAUGCGGUAGACGAGACUGAAGAGAAUCAAACUCAUCAGCAUUUGUCAGAUAACGAACAGCUGGAGGAAUAUGUAGACAAUGAGCAGCUUGGGGAAUAUCUGGAGGAGCAGCCCCCAUAUACACCUGAGCCAGAAAGCGCGAAUCUUGAUAUCAUUCCAGCAUCACACAUCGAUGCAGUGGACCAAGCGAGCACACCGCAGCUCAUCAAUGACGAUGAUGGAGAUGAGGUACAAGAAGACGACAACGUUAUGAAUGCAUAUACCACUGCCGAUGAAUACGAACAGCAUGCUAUGUUGGACCUGGAGCAACCCAUCGAUAAUACUGAGGAUACAGUUGUCCCUGAACCAGUAUCUGAACAGGUCAAUGAAGCCAUAUCCCAAGAGGACGCUCUCAUAGAAGACGCAAAUACUAUUGAAUCAGAGCUUCAUGAUUCUAUCAUGGAAACUGAAGAAGAGUAUACGCAGGAGAGUAGCAUGUUGGAUAUAGAGUAGCUUUUUAUCAAAGGAGCUUAUUACAGAACAGUUACUCCAUGUACAAAACCUAAUCCCCAAAGCAACUGUAAAAAGAAAAUUAAUAAAACGCAUCGUACUGUUGACCACUU
Umbelopsis ramanniana AG is the source of this 3931-nucleotide messenger RNA. RefSeq lists its product as uncharacterized. The transcript is spliced from 3 exons. NCBI's taxonomy places the organism in Eukaryota, Fungi, Mucoromycota, Umbelopsidomycetes, Umbelopsidales, Umbelopsidaceae. The record is from RefSeq and is a predicted model, not a curated record. Bases 153 to 3821 code for a protein of 1222 amino acids.